AAAUAUCGUGGGCUCUUUGUAAGUUUUAACUUCAGAGCAUUCUAAUAACGUUAUAAUUCUUGCUCGAACAUUGUGAGAUAUCGUCAUGAGAUAGCAUUAUCAGAUCUUAAAAAAUAGAUCUGCUACUAUCUGUGUGCAAACAGAAAAACUGUUGCACUAUCUAUUAAAGACGGUAAAUUGAGAUUUACAAAUUACGAGUUGUGUAAUUAAUCACACCAAUAAAUAAAAAGUGUCAUAAUACAAGCAUGGUUGCACACGCAUUUCGUAGUAUUCAGAGAUUGAGUCAAAUGUUCGAUGCAGGAAUAAGGACGUUGAACCCCAUAUUGAGAUGUGCAUCAACUUCGUCGCAAACUAAAAUUAUAACGGGGCCAAAUAAUGAAAAGAUUAUUAUGCCCCCGGAUGAUGAGGCUUUUUAUCCGGAAACCUUGAUCCACGAGUUUGUUUGGAACGAUAGCGAGAAUUAUCCUAAUCAUAUUGCUUUGGAAUGUGGCAUAAGUGGCAAGAAGUACACGUUCGCGCAAGCCAAGGAUGCGACAAGUUAUAUAGGCAGAAGUUUACGGAACAUGGGUCUCAAAAAAGGUGAUGUAGUAGCACUAAUGGCACCCAAUUUUCCGGAGACAGUUUUAGGUUUACUUGGGAGCAUGUCCGGCGGACUCAUUGUCACUACUAUAAAUCCACAGUACACGGCUGAGGAAAUGCAAGGACAUUUGUUGAAAGUUAAUGCAAAAGCAAUCAUUACUUCGAACGACAUUGCAUCCAGAGUGCUCGCAAGGGUAUGUCUUCCACGUGAAACUCCUUUCAUUGUGAUUGACGAUAGGACUGGUCCUAUGCCAGAGGGUUCAAUACCUUUUGAUGAUCUCAUAACGCGAGGCAAAUCAUUGUCACCUGUAAAUCUAAACACUAAUUGUGACGAUGUAGCGGUUUUACCAUUCUCAAGUGGCACUACUGGAUUACCAAAAGGUGUUAUGCUAACACAUCGCAACUUGGUGUCUAAUAUAAUGAUGUGUAAAACUACUUUCAAUCCAUAUCAGCCUACUACAAGCACAUAUCAAGAAGUAAUACCUGCUGCACUACCCUUUUUCCAUAUUUAUGGGAUAAAUGUUAUAGCAUUUCCUCGUCUCGCUUUCGGCGCGAAAAUAGUCACUAUCCCAAAAUUUGAACCGGAGACGUUCGUCAAAGUAUUAGAAAGAAAUAAGGUAACUGUACUGUUUUGCGUACCACCCAUGGUACUUUUUCUAACAUCUUCGUUUCUUAUAAAGAAACAUUAUUUCGAUCACACGCAUACAAUGGUGAGCGCUGCCGCGCCGCUGGCCAAAACGGACGUCGAUAAAUUCUACGAGAAACACAACGUUGACUCAAAAUUUUUAAAGUUUUAUCAAGGUUACGGAAUGACAGAAAGUUCGCCAUGUAUAUGCAUUGAACUUGGACAGAAAUAUUCUAGCAUCGGGAAAAAUAUUGCUAGUUGCCAAAUACGCUUGGUGGACAUAAAGACACAGAAGGAUAUCACUACUCCAGGUCAAACCGGUGAAUUAUGGAUCAAGGGACCUCACAUUAUGAAAGGAUAUCUAAAUGACGAAGAAGCUACGAAGAAUACUAUAACUGAUGAUGGAUGGCUGAAAACGGGCGAUGUCGUAUAUUUCGAUGAAGAUUUUGAUUUCUAUAUUACAGACAGAUUAAAGGAACUCAUCAAAGUCAAAGGAUUUCAGGUGCCGCCGGCGGAAUUGGAAGCGGUACUGCGGACGCAUCCAGACGUGAAAGAAGCAGCAGUGAUAGGUAUUCCGCACGAGAGAUAUGGUGAGGUACCGAAAGCAUUCGUGGUGAUAAGCAAGGGUAAGAAGCCUACGGAAGACGGCAUUAAGAACUUCGUGAAAGGAAAGGUCUCCGGCUACAAGCAACUGAAAGGUGGAGUCACAUUCGUUGACAAUAUUCCGAAAAAUCCGAGUGGAAAAAUUCUAAGAUCAAAGUUAAAGCAAGUUUACAAAUCUUAACACCAUCAAUGUGAUAUCUUUUUGAUAAAAUUAUUUUAUUUUAUUUAACCAUGUUUUGGGAGUUUCACAAUACUGUUAUUAGUUAAAGUUAUCGAAAUUAAACACUUCUUUCAUUUAAGUUUUUCACAUAUAUUUAUUUUUAGUUAAUUAAAAAAAAGUAUAUUUACGAUUAUUUAAAUUGUGAACUUAAAAAAGAUUGUAAAUAAAAAUAUGAUGAAAAAUUUAAUUUAUAAUGGCUUAUGAAGUGAAAAUGAGUGUAUUUUCUUGCAAUUUUAA
Molecule: messenger RNA, 2264 nt
Organism: Solenopsis invicta (red fire ant)
Lineage: Eukaryota; Metazoa; Arthropoda; Insecta; Hymenoptera; Formicidae
Product: 4-coumarate--CoA ligase 1
Exons: 10
Coding region: 246-1988 (580 amino acids)
Biological process (GO): fatty-acyl-CoA biosynthetic process; long-chain fatty acid metabolic process
Cellular component (GO): mitochondrion
Molecular function (GO): long-chain fatty acid-CoA ligase activity
Source: RefSeq, a predicted model, not a curated record